AUGCUCCCUGCCUACCAGGUGCCUGUAUCCCCGGAUAGGAACUUCUACGGCCGGGAUUAUGCGCUCAAUGCGAUGCAAAAAGCCAUAUGCGGCGUUGCUGAAGACGAAGCUGUGGACAACAAGCCUGUAAGCUGGCCGAGAUGUUACGCAAUUUACGGACCUGGUGGUAUGGGGAAAACCCAAAUCGCAGCAGAAUUUGUGGCCAAGCACAGAACCAAGUUUGAUGCGAUCUUAUGGGUUCAUGCAGAAGAUGCAGGGAAGAUAGCGCAGGACUACAAAGACUUGGCCAUUGGCUUGGGUCUGGUGGCAGCUGAUUCUCGAGAUGCGAUGGACUUGAACUACACAAGGGAUGUGUUGAAAGGGUGGCUGGUCAAUCCGGAGAAAGAUAGAUCACGCGAAAGCGGGAAAACGCAAGGAAAAGCUUCCUGGCUUCUGGUCUUCGAUGGCGUGGAGGAUGGCGAAGUGUUGAAUGGCUUCUGGCCAUAUAACGGCCCGGGCUCUGUUCUCAUCACUAGUCGCAACCCGUACUCAUGGUCUGCAUCUCUGGAGCUGAAACCAUUCAGCGUACCCGAGGCUACGCAGUACUUAUUCCACGUGACCGGCAAAGAACCCAUUGCCGGUUAUGAGAUGACAGCAGCAACAACCAUUGCCAAUCGUUUGGGCGGUCUACCUCUAGCCCUCAGUCAAAUGGGCUCUAUCGUUGCAUCCAAGAAUAUGUCAUUUGCGGACUUCCUCUAUUCUUUCGAGGAUCAUGAAGGGUCACAGGCCUUCUUUGACUGGCAAACUCCCGAUAAAUCGCGCUCGACAAGCAACUAUCAGUCCAACGUGGCUUCUGUUUGGGCCUUUGACCGCCUUGGAAAAGGCGUAGCGCUUAUCAACAUCAUUUCUAUGCUGGACCCUGACGCAAUCCCAGAAUCUAUCUUCACUUCUCCAAUAAAGGAUGACGACUCUGAGUUAGUUCAAUCUGUCAAAAAUGACUACGUUGCUGCGCGCACCGAACUCUUGGCGCGAUCGCUCCUCACCAGCAACAAGGAGAAAAGAAAGCUAUCAGUACACAGGCUGGUACAAGAUGUAGCACGAGCCAGAUUGCGUCAGCCUGAGAUGAGGAAAUACUUCCUUGCAUGUGUGGAAUUGAUCAACGAUAGGUGGACUUUUCAGGAGCUCACCUGGAGACAUGGCAUCGCUCGCUGGGAGAAUUGCGAGGAGUUGUUUCCCCACAUACAGCGCCUCAAGACUGUAUUUCCGUUGAUUACGCCAUUCCCAGACUCAUUUGACGACUACGAGUUUGCGAAGCUCCUCAUAGAUAGUGGUUGGUAUCAACACGAACGUGGCCAGUCGCCGGAUGCGAUCUACUCCAACAACAUGGCCCAGUCGAUAUGCGAGUCUCUCAAGCUCCGUUUGCUGGAGCGCCCCGAACUCGCGCAUGGCAGCACGGUAACUCUCUCGAUGCUAAACUAUUCGCUUACCGAGAUUGCACACAACAGGGGAUGCAUAGCUCUUGAGAUCAACGAGCCAACUGAUGCAUUGCAGUAUCAUACGAUGUUCAAUGAAGAAAUGGUAAAAGAAAGCUUGAAGAGUGACACCGAGGACAUGCGUCUCGCCAUCUCUUGGAACGAGUUGGGAAACGCGCACAUGCUCAACCGGGACUGGAAGAGAGGAGAAGAAUGCUUCUUAAAGUCCAUCGAAGAAAUGCGCAAGUACCGCAAGUUCAGUGAGACCAUGAUCUCGCUACCCCUCGCUAAUCUGGGUCUGGCGUAUUGGCUACAAGGAAACAACGAGCUAGCUUCUAGGACCCUCAAAAAGGGGCUGCGAGACCGCGAAAAUGAGUUCGGUAAAGAAGAUCGGGUAUCUUUCAUCACCGGCCGCUUCCUUCACGCCUUGGGAAAUAUGAAAUCCAGUCUAGACUACCACCGCCGUGCACUUAUGCACUACAAGUCAACUCUUGGCAACCGACAUCACCGUACCGCCGACGUCUUCGUCAAAGUCGCAGAGCACCAUAUAAAUCUGGGGAACUACGACAUGGCACUUGCUCUCCUCAAUCAUGCUCUUGAGGCAUUCUCCAAUUCUCAUACGUAUAUGCCCGAGAAGACCCGAGCGUGCUGGAUGCGGUACAAAGCGUUGAGUGGAUUGGGGAAGAAAGAAGAGGCAGAAAUUGAGUUGGCGAACUGUUAUCAGGUUUACUCCCGGCUUCGGAGUAAGCGUGAAGGUUAUGGGCCAACGUUCAAAGAGAAGUCGAGCGAGCUUGACGAUGAUGACAUUGAUGAUCUUAUUGUGUUCUGGUCGAAGUGA
Molecule: messenger RNA, 2289 nt
Organism: Alternaria hordeiaustralica
Lineage: Eukaryota; Fungi; Ascomycota; Dothideomycetes; Pleosporales; Pleosporaceae
Exons: 2
Coding region: 1-2289 (762 amino acids)
Molecular function (GO): ADP binding; protein binding
Source: RefSeq, a predicted model, not a curated record